Molecule: messenger RNA, 915 nt
Organism: Saprolegnia diclina VS20
Lineage: Eukaryota; Oomycota; Saprolegniomycetes; Saprolegniales; Saprolegniaceae
Exons: 1
Coding region: 1-915 (304 amino acids)
Molecular function (GO): phosphatidylinositol binding
Source: RefSeq, a predicted model, not a curated record
AUGGACGACCGACCGAGCUUUGCAGCGCUCCGACAGGUGCUCUACCGCCGCGGCCAGCGGUCCAUUCUCGAUGCCGUCGUCGUCGACAGCCAAGUGCACGAUCGCUACGGCGCCCAGGUCGUCGAGUUCCACCUGCGCUUCCGUACGAAACACCAUGGCGACCUCCUCGCAUGGCUCGACUACUACACGCUCUACGACCUCUCGCUGACGCUGCGCAUGCGCGACGCCGAGCUGCCGCCGCUCGCAACCAAGUGCUUUUACCUCGAGCUCAACGACACGAUCCAGCGCCUCAAUGCCUUCCUCCACGCCGCCGUCAUCAGCCAGCGCGUCGAGUGGAGCCUCCGCGUGUCGCCUGAUCUCUGCUUGCACAAGCACCUCCCGUUCCGGUGCCCAGUGCUGCGUGACGGCGACCCCGAUGACGCCGACAACAACAACCAGGAUGAUGAUGACGCGUCAACAACUGAGACCGACCAUAUCGAGUCCUCGGACGUCGUCGAUAGCACCUCGACCCGCAUGUCGCUCGAACCAAUGGCGGUCGAGAUCGCCCACUGCACGAUCCUUGGAAGCCGCGUCAUCACGGGGCUCGGCAAAGCCUUUGUGCAAUACGAGCUGUACGUGGCAACGACCUCGAUUGACGAUCCGAGCUUUCACGUCUGGACGCGGUACCGGUCGCUGCGCAAGUUUGCUGCGCGCCUCCAGCACCAAAACCCGGGGCUGCCCAAGCUGCCCCGGCGGCGGCUGGUUGGCAACCUCAGCAGUCGCACGAUCGCCAGUCGCAUCGCUCAAAUCAACGGGUUCUUGGCGGCCGUGGUCGCCGACGACUCGCUCGCGUGGCAUAUGCAGCUGCGCGCCGACACGAUCGCGUACAAGCACCGGGGUCGCGCCCGCUCGGCCGCAACAGCUACCAGUGAGUGA